This is a messenger RNA of Epinephelus fuscoguttatus (brown-marbled grouper), 740 nucleotides long. Its product is annotated as snaclec stejaggregin-B subunit beta-1-like. The record is from RefSeq and is a predicted model, not a curated record. NCBI's taxonomy places the organism in Eukaryota, Metazoa, Chordata, Actinopteri, Perciformes, Serranidae. The transcript is spliced from 4 exons. Bases 1 to 492 code for a protein of 163 amino acids.
AUGACAGAGCCAGCCACAAAGAAAGGAACAACAGCAGGUCCCUCAUCAUCCACUGUUACUGAGGACAAGACACAAGAGCCAACCACAAAGAAAGGAACAACAGCAGGUCCCUCAUCAUCCACUGUUACUGAGGACAAGACACAAGAUAAAGUGAUCCUGAUCAAAGAGAACAAGACCUGGGAGGAAGCCUUGAAUUACUGCAGAGAGAAACACUGUGACCUGGUCUCCAUCACCAACCCUGACCAGCAGAGAUGGGUCCAAGAGAAAGCCAAGAAGGCUGACACUACCCACGUCUGGCUGGGACUGCGCUACACCUGCGUUAUGGAUUUGUGGUUCUGGGUCAAUGACAAUGCGGUCUGCUACCAGAAGUGGGCCUCAGAAGAAAAGACUGAGAGCUGUGACAGGGCUGCAGCCAUGAGCAGAGAGGAAGGACAUGAGUGGUUUGAAAAGGCUAAUACUGAAACAUUUAAUUUCAUCUGCACUGUAAAGUAAGUUUCCCAGGUCAGUGGUCGAAAGCAGCAGAAAGAUCCUAAAUGAGGGAAAGAUCAUAGUUUGAGUUUUUAAAAAGUUACUUGGUUAAAGUGUAUCUGUUAUUCUACUUUGUUGUGUGUGUAAAACAAAAACUAUAUAUUCUUAAAAACAUACUUAAACCUCCUCCAUUUGAGGCUCCUCCUCCACCCACUCUCACUCACUGGUCACAGACUUUAUAUUUUUGGUGUGCUGCUCUUGACUGCAACAAG